GUGCUCUUUAGUCACAGAGUGGACUGAUUCCAUGUGUUCUUCUAUUUCCUCUCUCUCUCGCUCUCUCUCUCUCUCUCGCUCUCUCUCUCUCUCUCUCGCACUCAUUCCCCUGCAUUUUAUUUGCAUGCUGUUGCUUCCUCGGCUGCAGUGAAGGUAGGAGGAGCUCGGAACACUGUGGAGUGCUCCCUGUCACAGAAUCUUUGCUUAGCCAUUACCUGCUUACUUCCAAGCAAGGCUGGCAAACUUUUUUAGUUUUUAAAUAUUUAUAUUACAAAGACACCCAGGGGAAAAGGAGAGAGAAAAGCAAACAGGAGGAGGAUUCUUGAACAGAAAGGACCUAGCAGUAAACACUUCCACUGAAGUUUUUUGAUAAGAAGUUAGUUUUUCUUACAUUUUUACUUUGAAAAGCAGAUUUUUUUAAAAUUGUAUUUAUAUUACAUUUUUCUUUGUACAUUUUUGGACACACAUUAAAAGAAGAUGGUGGCUGGAAUGUUAAUGCCUUUGGAGAAGUUGCGGGCCAUUUACGAGCUUUUGUUUCGGGAUGGGGUUCUGGUGGCCAAGAAGGACAAGCGCCCACAGAGCCUGCACCCAGAGGUCCCAGAGGUCACCAAUCUGCAGGUGAUCAGAGCGAUGGGCUCCCUGAAAUCCAGAGGCUACGUGCGUGAGACCUUUGCCUGGAGGCACUUCUACUGGUACCUCACCAACGAGGGCAUCGUCUACCUACGGGAUUACCUGCGUCUGCCUCCUGAGAUCGUCCCAUCGUCUCUGCAGAGGGUGCGCAGGCCAGCCUCCACCCUGGACGUGGCCCGAAAGACAGCGGGGGUCCAGGUUGUGGAAGGCCCCACUUCUUAUGCUCCAAAAUCAUCAUCCAGAGCCGGAGCGGAGGGUCUGGAUUCACUUAUGGAUCGACAGGGGUACCGGCGGAAGAAGGUGGCUAUGGAGGAAGAGGAGAGUAAGACCCAGGUGUCUACAGUGAGAGCUUCUCAGCCACCCCGCGAGCUCUACACAUCUAAACCAGCAUCUGCUGCUGAAGGAUCAUCCUCUUUCAUGGGUCGACAGAGUAACCACAGGGAGAAGACAGUGGUGGUACAGGAAAUGCUUCAAACCAAGAAGGUUUCUGCAGGGAGAGGAUCACACAUGGCCCCCGAGACCCCCACCCCUAAACCAGCAGGACCCGGAACACAGGACCGGGCCCCCCUCGUGGAUCGUCAGGGAGGCCGUAAGGAGGUGACAGCGACACACGAAAAGAUUACAGUUCAUAAUUCUUCAGGAGCAGUAACCAAGAAGGCCUCUUCAGUAAGUGUGUCCCAGGAGGCCCCCAAGCUGCAUGCCAAUAAACAAUCUUCAAGAGCCAGCGCUGAGAUCCCAGCCCCUAACUUGGAUCGCCAGGAGACACUCAAGAAAGAGGCUAAAGGGGUGGAAGAAGAGAUUAAGGUUCAGAAGAGCUCAGUGAAAUAUUCACACUCAUCCCUCGAGCUGGACACUACUAAACCAUCCUUGGAAGCCAGUGUUGAGGCCCCGGCCCCUGUCUUGGAUAGUCAGGAACCUCUUAAGAAGGAGGCAAACGUAGCUGAGAAAAAUAUUAAAGCCCAGAAGGGUUCAUUAAAAAAAUCUCAGUCACCUCCAGAGCCAGUCACUCCAAAAUUAUCUUCUGGAGCAGGAGCUGAGAGCCUAGCCUCUAUAUUGGAAGGCCAUGAGCCACCUAAAAAGGAUGUGAAGGUUGAGGAGGAAAAUAUUAAAAUACAGAAGAGCUCAUUGAAAGCUUCUCAGCCACCCCCCAAGCUGGACUCCUCUAAAUCAGUAAGCACUGAAACCCCAGUCCCUGCCUUGGACCAGGAGCCACUGGAGAAGGAGGUGAAGAUAGCAGUGGAAAAGAUUAAAACACAAAAGAGCUCAGUGAAAGGUUCCCAGCCCAAGCCAGUCACCCCAAUGCCAUCUUCGGGAGUUGAGGUCCUGGACUCCAUCUUGGUUCAGAAUGACAUGAUGGUGGUGGAAGAGAACAUUCUGAUUCAGAAUGUUACAAUAGUGAAAAACAAAGAGGUCUUUGCAAAGACUGAAUCCCAAGAGACCACCGAGCUGUACACUGCUAAACCCAAAUCAGGUUGUGGGGCAGAGCCUCUGUCUGCUAUUACAGAGGAGAAAAAGAUAGUGGUGGAGGAAAAGAUUCAGGUCUCAGCAGUGACUGAAGCCCAACAGGCUCCUGAACAGUGUGCCUCUAAACCAUCACUGGGAGCUGGUACUGAGGUCCCAGGCUCCAGCUCGCAUCACCAGGAACAGGAAGUGACGGUGAUGGAGGAUGCUCAGAAGAUCACUGCAUUAGAAGGAUCGGAAAAUAACCUAGAUCCUGUGGAAGGUUUGUAAAACUAAAGCAUUUCUGUUUUUCUCCAUGCUGAUUGUGAUAUCCUUGACAUUGCUAGGUGUGUGUGUGUGUGUGUGUGUGUGUGUGUGUGUUACGUCCUGGCCAUACAGCAUGCCUAAAAAAAGGGCUUAUUUAACAGAUGUCUCUAAAUGUUUAGUUAAGUUUCUGGGUUGUUUUAUUUGUGCAAUUUAAGACUACACAGACAGCAUGUCCAUUUCAUUUUACAUACAGUAAUACAGAUUUACACUCAGUGCAUCAUCCCAGAGAAUACUUAUCAAGUCUCGGCUCCCAGAAGCAACAACUCGCUGCUGCUUUUCUGUCUGAGCUGGCAAAUUAACAGUUAGUGGAAUCAAGGAUCCUUCAACCAGCAAAUUCAUUUAUUGCCAACUAUCUACUGGGUCUUAGAGCCAGAAUAUUAAAAACGGGGAUGUCUGUACCCUGAGCUUAGAGACAAUGCAUUGCAUUACCGGUAAAUCAGUACUGAAUCCCAUUCUGAAGAAAAUACAGAAAUGGCCAAAAGUUUUGCAUUACCCUAUAGAAUUAGCACAUUUUGAGUUGAACAAAGUUGUAUGAAACCUGCUGAAUGAUGUUACAUUAACAUGUUGAAUUACACAUUCCGCUUUGUAGUUUUCCAAAAAUU
This is a messenger RNA of Polyodon spathula (Mississippi paddlefish), 2999 nucleotides long. RefSeq lists its product as uncharacterized. Bases 478 to 2361 code for a protein of 627 amino acids. Gene Ontology annotation, cellular component: cytosolic small ribosomal subunit. The record is from RefSeq and is a predicted model, not a curated record. Gene Ontology annotation, molecular function: RNA binding; structural constituent of ribosome. The transcript has a single exon. Lineage: Eukaryota; Metazoa; Chordata; Actinopteri; Acipenseriformes; Polyodontidae.